Poeciliopsis prolifica (blackstripe livebearer) is the source of this 17696-nucleotide messenger RNA. RefSeq names its product SCO-spondin (gene sspo). The record is from RefSeq and is a predicted model, not a curated record. The transcript has 118 exons. Gene Ontology annotation, molecular function: protein binding. Lineage: Eukaryota; Metazoa; Chordata; Actinopteri; Cyprinodontiformes; Poeciliidae. Gene Ontology annotation, cellular component: extracellular matrix. Bases 104 to 17314 code for a protein of 5736 amino acids.
AGAAAAACAACAGACAUAUUGACAGCGUUUUUGAGAGGAAUGAACUUUUAAACAUUAUCCCACGCUUGUUCUUUUAGAAGCUGUAAAGCCAAACAUUGUGAAGAUGAACUUGGAAGCAGGUCUUGUGGUUCUGCUGGGUCUGCGGCUGGCGGUGGGAGCUGGACACUGGUGUGAACAUGUGGUGGAAGACAGAGUGGAGUGGGUUCUGUCCCCACGGCUGCAGCUGGAAGUGGGCUGCUCUGAAGUGUACCAGUACAACACACAGGGAUGGAGGCUGGAUGUGGACAGGAUGCGCACCGCGCAUGGAGGGGACGACGGAAUCGCUCAAUAUUACAAACAGCAGGGACAGACGGCGUCCUGCUUCUUGUACAAACCGCCGGAGAUGGAGAGCCGAGCCGUGAAUAAGACGGUGAGGACCUGCUGUGAGGGGUGGGCAGGACCUCACUGCUCUCAGGGUGUUGGGGUGCGUGGUCGGUGCUAUUCCACGUGGAACUGUGAGAAAUUCCCAGGAGUUCAUAACUCCUCGCUCAUGCCGAUGGAGCAAUGCUGCAGCACCCUGUGGGGACUGAGCUGGAAGAACGCCUCGGACCAAACCUGUUUGACUUGCACCUUCACUCUGCUGCCAGACUCCCAGUCCUCUCCUCUGGUGCGGAGUGGACUGCUGGGUACCGCCAGGGUUCCCCUGGGCUCGGCCACAUGCAUGUCUUGGGGAGGAGCCCACUAUCGCACUUUUGACAGGAAGCACUUCCACUUCCAGGGAAGCUGCACGUACCUGCUGGCCUCGUCUACCGAUGGCACCUGGGCAGUCUACAUCAGUACAAUCUGUGACCAGAGAGGAGACUGUAACAAGGCGCUGAGGAUGAUGCUGGGUCUGGAUUUGGUUUCUAUUCAUCAUAAAAAUGUAACACUGAACAGCCUGCCUGUUCCGAAUGGCGAGCCACUCUUUCAAAAUGGAGUGAGCGUCUAUUGGCUUGGGGACUAUGUGUUUGUGGAGAGUGGGGUGGGGGUCAGGGUGAAGUUCGACAUGGUCAACACGGUGUAUGUGACGGUGACCUCUGAGCAGCUGGGAACCACCAGGGGACUCUGUGGAGUCUUUAACAACAAUGCUGAUGAUGAUUUCACCACGGUGGCUGGAGCCGUUUCUUCAUACGCUGCCAGUUUUGGCAACUCGUGGAAAAUUCCAGACCAGCACAACGAGGACUGCAGUGAUGCAGCUGAGCUUGGCCACAGCUGUGAUGUCACAGGAGAUCCGGCUCUACAGCGGCAGGCAGAAGCAGUGUGUCGUCAGCUGCUGGAAAAACCCUUCACACACUGCCACAGCCAGGUGGAUCCAGGAGCCUACAUGGACACCUGUCAGUAUCUGUACUGCAGCCUCUCACCCAAAGAGAGGCAGGAAGCAGUGUGUGACACGCUGGCCAGCUACGCCCGGGAAUGUGCUGAACAACACAUCAUCAUAAUGUGGAGGACCGCAACAAUAUGUGACCGUGUCUGCCCCAGAGGACGGGUCUUUUCAGACUGCGUGUCCUCCUGUCCUCCGAGCUGCUCCUCACCUCACCGCCCGGGACCUGCUGCAGCUGUGAGUCGGUGCAGAGAGGAGUGUGUGGGGGGCUGCGAGUGUCCUCCUGAUCGCUACCUUCACCAGGGUCUCUGUUUGAAAAGAGAAGACUGUCCCUGUUUCCACCGCAGGCACACCUACCAGCCUGGGGACAGGAUACAGAUGAGAUGCAACACCUGUGUGUGCAGGGCAGGUCAGUGGGAGUGUACAGGAGAGAAGUGUGCUGGCCAGUGCACUCUGAUGGGGGCAUUGCAGGUGACCACAUUUGACAAAAAAUGGUAUGCACUGCCUGGAGGAGACUGUCCUUUCAUCGCUGUGGAGGACUUUGUGGACAGGAAGUUGGUGGUGAGAGUGCGUUGUGGAGAGUGUGCAUCUGAGGAUGGGGCGGGGGGAGGAGAAAUGGGGUGUUUAAAGGAGAUAACAGUGACGGCUCUGCACACAACAGUCACCGUUACACGCACUGGCACUGUGACUCUGAAUGGCCAAAGGGAGAUGAUGCCUGUGAUGACUGGAGACCUGGUGUUGCGCAAGGCCACCUCUUCAUUCAUCGUCAUCCAGACUUUUGGAGCCCAACUUCUAUGGUACUUAGAUGGAUCCUUUACCCUCAUCAGCCUACAGCCUGGUUUUGCCAACAAGGUGCGUGGUCUAUGUGGAACUCUGACUUGGAGCCAGCAUGAUGACUUUACCACGCCAGAGGGAGAUGUGGAGAACAAUGUUUUAUCCUUCGCAGAGAAAUUCACAAGUGAGCCCUGCACCCUGCCUGGAGGAACUCCAGCUGAUCCCUGCUCCACAUACACCCAGAGGAGAAUCUACGCCCAAACAGUGUGUGCCAUCAUACAUAGCCCUGUCUUUCAGGUGUGUCAUGAUGUGGUGGACAGGGAGCCAUAUUUCCGUCUCUGCCUGUCGGAGGUGUGUGGUUGUGUUCCACAGAGGACAUCAUGUCACUGUACCGUCCUCACUGCCUACAGCCGACUCUGCGCUCAGGAGGGCGUCACAGUUCAGUGGCGGAACCAAACUCUCUGCCCGGUCCAGUGCUCAGGGGGCCAGGUGUACCAGGAGUGCGGUCGUGCCUGUGGUGGCUCCUGCUCAGACCAGCAUCAGGGCUGGAGCUGUGACCAGUUCAGCUCUGAGACAGGACGCAGCAUGUGUGUUUCAGGUUGUCAGUGUCCAGCAGGACUUGUGCAGGACCAGCAAGGCCAGUGUGUGCCUAUCUCUCUGUGCCGCUGCAUGGAAGGAGACAAGCUGUAUCCAGCAGGCACUGUGGUCCAGAAAGGCUGCAACACUUGCGUGUGUGAGCAGGGAGUGUUUAACUGCACCCAGGAGCUCUGUGAGGAGGUACAACUGUGCCCCCACUCUCUGGUCUACUCUCCACGCUCCUGCCUCCUGACCUGCUCCAGUCUGGCGCCUCCUGGCCAUCAGUCUGUGUCCAGCGUCUCACAGUCCAGCUGCAGGGAGCCGCUGUCUGGCUGCGUCUGUCCUCAGGGAACUGUCUCUCUAGAGGAUCGCUGUGUUCCACCAGAGGAGUGUCCAUGUCACCACAACGGCCAGCUUUAUUACACCAAUGACACCAUCACUAAAGACUGCAACACAUGUGUGUGUAAGGAGCGGCGCUGGCACUGCACCCAGACUGUCUGUGCUGGUGUGUGCGUUGCCACCGGAGAUCCGCACUAUGUGACUUUUGACGGCCGCUGCUACUCGUUCCUGGGUGACUGCCAGUACGUGCUGGCCCGGGAAAACAGCGGCUUGUUCAGCGUGACGGCAGAGAACGUGCCGUGUGGCAGCACUGGGGUCACCUGCACCAAGUCUGUCACCCUGAGCCUCGGAAACACGGUCAUACACCUACUGAGAGGUAAAGCAGUGACGGUGAACGGAAUGCCUGUUUCCUUACCAAAGUCCUACAGCGGCAGUGGUCUGGCUCUGGAGAGAGCAGGCAUAUUUGUCGCUCUCUCUUCCCGACUAGGAAUCACCUUGCUCUGGGAUGGAGGGAUGCGUGUGUAUGUGCGCUUGGCACCUCACCUGCGGGGUCAGGUGGAAGGGCUGUGCGGGAACUUUGACGGAGACACAGAGAACGACUUCACAACACGCCAAGGAAUCAUGGAGUCCACGCCGGAGCUGUUUGGAAAUUCGUGGAAGGUCAGCCCUUCCUGCCCCGACGUGGAAAACCAGGACCUCAGAGAUCCCUGCGCUCUGAAUCCCCACAGAGUGACCUGGGCCAGGAAGAGGUGUGCAGUGCUGACUCAGGAGCUGUUUUCGCGCUGCCAUGCUGAGGUUUCCUUCCAGCAGUAUUAUGACUGGUGUGUCUUUGAUGCUUGUGGCUGUGACUCCGGUGGGGACUGUGAAUGUCUCUGCACAGCUGUUGCUUCAUAUGCAGAGGAGUGCAGCCGCAGAGGAGUCUACAUCCGCUGGAGGUCUCAGGAUCUCUGCCCUCUUCAGUGUGAUGAAGGGCAGCUCUACGAUCCAUGCGGUCCAGCCUGCGCUCCGUCCUGCCCCGGUGUCCAGCAGAGUCCACACUCUCAGUGUGGGGUGCUGUCCUGUGUGGAGGGCUGCUUCUGCCCUGCUGGCACAGUCAGACAUGGUGACAGCUGUAUAGAACCCACCCAGUGUCCCUGUGAAUGGGAAGGCUCCAUGUUUCCACCUGGAAGUGCCAUCACCAUUCACUGUCAGAACUGUUCCUGUGAAGAGGGCGUGUGGCGCUGUGAAGGCGUGUCUUGUCCUCCUCCCCCGCCUCCCUGCCUGGAGUCGGAGUUUUCCUGUGCCAGCGGACGCUGCAUCUCCUCUCAGUGGGUGUGUGACAAUGAGGACGACUGUGGAGACGGUUCGGAUGAGGUCUGCCCAUCCACCUGCUCCCCGGAGCAGUUCAGAUGUGCCAGCAGCCCGAGUGGACCAUGUUUGAACCUGGCUCUGCGUUGUGAUGGCCACCCAGACUGUGCUGACCAAUCGGAUGAGGAGUUCUGCGGACCCCCCACCCUGGCGCCUCUAUGUCCUCCCGGAGAGUUUCAGUGUGCCAACGGAAAGUGUCUUCCAGCCAGCCGUGUGUGUGACGGACGGCUGGACUGUGGCUUCGCUGAUGGGUCUGAUGAGCAAGACUGCGGUGUGGUGUGUGAUGAAGGGGAGUUCCUGUGUCCAGGAGGACGCUGCAUCCUCUACAUCCACCGCUGUGAUGGCCAUGAUGACUGUGGAGACCUCAGUGAUGAAAGGGGGUGUGUUUGCUCACCAGGAGAGUUUCAGUGUCCUGACGAUCGGUGUGUCCCUGCACACACACUCUGUGACGGCCAGAGAGACUGCCCUUCAGGAACAGAUGAAGCUGUCUGCCCAAGGAAAGUGACCUGUGCUCCUCAUCAGUUUGCCUGCAGUGAUGGUUCAUGUGUUGCCAAAACCAAGCUGUGCGAUGGAACAGUGGACUGUCCGGGCCGAGAGGAUGAGAACAGAACCAGCUGCUACGCUGGAGUCACAACAUCACCUGUCACGACGUCUUCAGUUUGCAGGUCCUAUGAGUUGAGGUGCGCCAGUGGGGGUCAGUGUGUGCCUCAGGCGUGGCGUUGUGACGGGGAAACGGACUGCAUGGACGGCAGUGACGAGCAGCAGUGUGCUGCUCCCUGUGGACUGGGCCAGGCGCUCUGCCUCAGUGGGGACCAGUGUGUGGAUUACCAGCAGCUCUGUGACGGGACCCCCCACUGCAAAGACUCAUCUGAUGAGAGCAUCAACACCUGCGGCUCCAUUCAGAUACCAUCCUGUCCGGGAAGCUUCCCGUGUGACAACCACACCUGUGUGAACGUGACCCAAGUCUGCAAUGGCGUCCCAGACUGCCCACGUGGCCAUGAUGAGUUGGUGUGUGAUCAAACCGUUUCAGCAGCGCCCCCUGGCAGUCGAAACCUCUCUGUGCCCUGCACCGAGUUCACCUGUAUGGAUGGAAGCUGUUUACCAUUUAACAGGGUGUGUAAUGGGGUUGCAGACUGUCCUGACUCUUCACUGAUCCCAUCUGGGGGCCCCACAGAUGAGCACGGAUGUAGAGCUUGGGGCUCUUGGGGCCCCUGGAGCUCCUGCAGUGCCUCCUGUGGAUUAGGUACCAUGAGCCGGUGGAGAUCCUGUCCCCCAGGUGACCCACUUCACCGCUGCCUGGGCCAACACACGCAGAAGCAGCAAUGCUUCAACACCACCUGCCCCGUGGACGGUCAGUGGUUAUCAUGGAGCAGCUGGUCCAGCUGUUCCAGUGGUUGCGGCGGGGUGCAGGUGAGGCUCAGAGACUGCAGUCCUCCUCGCUAUGGAGGUCGGCUCUGUUCCCAGCUCCCUGGACCUUCUAACAUCUCCAUGGAGAUCAAACCAUGUCCUGAUGAUGGCUGUGCUGACACCAGCUGUCCUCCUGGCCUGGUGAGGCACCGCUGUGCUCCGUGCCCCGUCUCCUGCGCCCACAUCAGCAGUGGGUCAACCUGUGACUCUGCGACGCCCUGCUUCUCUGGCUGCUGGUGCCCCGAAGGCCAAGUGAUGAGCCACACACAGCAGUGUGUGUCACCCAGAGAGUGUGUGUGUGAGGUGGCUGGUGUUCGCUACUGGCCGGGUCAGCAGAUGAAAGUGGACUGUGACCUCUGUGUGUGUGAGAGGGGAAGGCCUCAGAGGUGUCGGCCCAACCCAGACUGCUCAGUGCACUGCGGCUGGUCGUCCUGGUCUGAGUGGGGAGAGUGUUUGGGCCCCUGUGGGGUCCAGAGUGUCCAGUGGUCAUUCCGGAGCCCCAAUAAUCCAACCAAGCAUGGGGCUGGGAGGGUGUGCAGAGGGAUUUACAGAAAGGCUCGCCGGUGUCAAACUGAACCAUGUGAUCAGUGUCACCAUCAGAGUCGAUCCCAUGUAGUUGGAGAAAGAUGGAAGGUGGAGCCCUGCCAGUUAUGCCACUGUCUUCCCAACCUCACAGUGCAGUGCGCCCCCUACUGUCCAUAUGCAGUCACUGGGUGCCCUAUGGGUCUAAAGCUCAUCAAUGGAGAGGAGAACAGGUGCUGCUUCUGCCAAGGGGAAAAUGGGACAACGAUGGUAACAGAAAGCCCUGGCUUUAUCACAUCCAAACCCAGGGAUGUUACUCCUGUAGUACCUACAUAUCCAUUUCCAUCUGGAGAUGAGUGUUGGGUUCCUCUGGGUGUCCAGACGCUCCCAGUGUCUAGUUUCACUGCCUCGUCGCACCAGGACGGCCACCCACCCGAAGCAGCACGUCUUCAUGGGUGGGACCCCCGUAGAGAUCUCCAGGGCUGGAGUCCAGAACCAGAGGAGUAUAAAGACCUGCCACAAAAGAGACGCGAAGGACAGAGUGUCAACACACAAAGCCCCUACAUUCAGAUCGACUUACUCAAACCUUACAACAUCACUGGUGUUCUGACCCAGGGAGGUGGGGUGUUUGGCACAUUUGUCUCCAGCUUCUAUCUUGAGUUCAGCCAUGAUGGAAAACGUUGGCACAGUUACAAGGAGCUUCCUUCUGAUGCGCCACCGAGAGCUAAGGUUUUUCUCGGUAACCAUGAUGAUCGAGGCGUGACGGAGAGUAGACUGGAAAGGAUGGUGUCGGCUCGGUUUGUUCGACUGUUGCCUCACGACUUCCAGAAUGGCAUCUACCUUCGGCUGGAGAUCAUGGGCUGUGAUGAUGGUUUCCCCAGGUUAACUUUCCCAACCCCUCCUUCACCAGUCUCUCAGGCUGAAGGUUGCAGAGAGAGAGAAUUCCGGUGUGACAAUGGUCGCUGUGUGCCGGCCGGCUCUCUGGGAGUUGUCUGUGACGGAGUCAAUGACUGUGGGGACGGAUCGGAUGAGAAGUACUGCGGCACCCAACCGUCCUCCAUAACCACCAGUCCACGCAGCUGUCCUGUUGGUCACUUCUCUUGCCCGCCACCAGGGGGCUGCAUUGAGGUAGACAGGCGUUGUGAUGGUAUCCCUGACUGUCCUAAAGGGGAGGAUGAAAAUGGAUGCCACCGACAUGACAUCACUACACUGUCAGACAGGCCACACACACCCACACCUUCUCCUCUGAAGACUCCAUCAAUGGCUGUUGUUACUCUUUCUGCUGCAACACCGACUGACGGCGGUCCAGGAUACCACGGCCUUUGCUCCUCUCCUCUUGGACUGGAGGAUGGGAGGAUUCACUACGGCCAGCUGUCCUCAUCCUCACAGCGUGAGAACAACCCCGCUGAUGCCGGGAGACUAAACAUCGUCCCCAACAUCCCAGUUAUGGAGCCUGGUUGGAGCCCCUUACCUGGGGACCCCCAGCCAUAUUUUCAAGUGGAUUUCCUGGAGCCCACUUGGGUGUCAGGAGUGGUGACUCAGGGCAAUGAGCGCAUGUGGGGUUACCUCACCAAAUACCGCCUGGCCUUUGCCCCCCAGAGUGCCCUCUUCUCAGAUUUCACAGCCAAUGGAAAGUUUGACGGCCCUGCCAAGGUGUUUGAGGUUCGGAUGGUGGGCAGGACCCCCGUGACCCGCUGGUUGGGUCGGCUGAUAAGAGCUCGGUACAUCAGAAUCAUCCCUGUGGAGUUCAGGCAAACAUUCUACCUUCGUGUGGAGAUUCUUGGCUGCAGAGGAGAUGAGUUUGUGACCACAUCGCCCUCUGUGGUCAGCACAGUGACAGUGCAGCGCUGCAAGCCAGGCCAGUUUCUAUGCCUUGGCAGUGAGGAGUGCAUCCCUGUGUCUUUGCUUUGUGACGGUCAGCCAAACUGUAAGGACUACUCUGAUGAGACGAACUGUGGAACUGCUCCCACCAGAGGCUUUCCAGGCCUCCGCAAUCAGACCACCUACACUGGAAGACCUGGUAUCCAUGGUGACAACACAACAGGCAGCCCUGGACUACACACUACCAAGUCUGAAGAUGGCUUUCCUGGUGUGGCAUCAUCUGCAGUCACACCCAGAUCUCAGCCGCCGAGUUCAGGAGUCACAACAGGCCAACCUGGACUCCAUCUUACUGCCUCACUGCAGCCUGGAAGACCAGGUCUUCAAACCACAGAAGCACCACCAAUCAUCACAAGCACACCAGAUACCGGUUUACCCAGAGUGCUUUGCAUGGAGGGCCAGUUCACAUGCUGGUCAUUUGGCUGCGUGGACUCUGCACGAGUGUGUGACGGAAGGAAGGAUUGCUUAGAUGGUUCAGAUGAAAAACUUUGUGGCACAACAACCAGCCCAGCAGUAACUCCAUGGCGCCCCCUGGUGCCCAGACCCUGCUCUCCGAAGCAGUUCUCUUGUGACACCGGCGAGUGUCUUCACAAGGAUCGCAGGUGUGACCUGCAGAGGGACUGCAUCGAUGGAUCGGAUGAAAAAGACUGUGUGGACUGCAUCAUGUCUCCCUGGACAGCCUGGAGUGGCUGCAGUGUGACGUGUGGUCUUGGCUCCUUGUUCCGGCAGAGGGACAUUCUAAGAGACGCCCUGCCUGGAGGAUCCUGUGGUGGAGCUCAGUUUGACAGUCGAGCCUGCUUUCCUCGAGCAUGUCCAGUUCAUGGUCUCUGGUCGGCAUGGACUGAGUGGUCAGAGUGUGAUGCUCUGUGUGGAGGAGGAGUUAGACAGAGGAACAGAACCUGCUCUGCUCCUCCUCCUAAAAACGGAGGAUGGGAUUGUGAGGGCAUGACCCGACAGAGCCAGACCUGCAACAUCCAGCCCUGCACCAACGAGACAGGCACACAGACAGGCUGCGUCAGCGGCAUGGUGCUGGUGAAAGAAGAAGACUGCAGAGCUGGACGAGUUGACCCCUGUCCGCCUACCUGCUCAGAUCUGAGCAUGACCAGCAACUGCUCUGCAACAUGUGUCAUUGGCUGCCGCUGUCCGUACGGGCUGUACCUCCAGGACGGCCGAUGUGUGAAGUCCAGCCAGUGCAUCUGUCACUGGGAUGAUGAAACCCUGCAGCCUGGCCAGGUGAUCAGCAGAGAUCAGUGCACCACGUGCAUGUGCAGAGAAGGACAGGUCACCUGUGACACUUCUAGAUGUCUGGAGACGUGCCAGUGGUCCACCUGGUCUGCAUGGUCUCCAUGUGAUGUGACGUGUGGUGUGGGGUUGCAGCAACGCUACAGAUCUGUGCUGACAGCAGCUGGACCAAUCAGAGCGCAGCCCUGUUCGGGAGACGCCUCUGAGUCCCGACGCUGUUCCAUCUCAUGUCUCCCUGUACUACCAGGCGGCACGUGGAGUAAAUGGACCAGCUGGUCAGAGUGCACUAAGACAUGUUUCAGUGACGUGGAUGACGUGGGAAUUAGACGCCGAUUUCGCGGCUGCAACCAAACAACCUCAGCUUUCAGUCGCACACACACACAACCUGUGUGUGAUGGAGAUGAUGAGGAGCAUGAGCCCUGCAACACUGAGCACUGUCCAGUGCAUGGAGGCUGGUCGCUCUGGUCCCACUGGUCUCGGUGUUCGUCUGACUGUGACUCUGGUGUCCAGACGAGGGAGAGGCUCUGCAGUUCACCAACGCCACAACAUGGGGGCAGCAACUGCUCUGGGCCCCACAUACAAACUAAAGACUGCAAUUCCCAUCCCUGUUCAGGUGUGUGUCCAGAGGGCAUGACCUACAUGACAGCAGCUGAGUGUGAGGCUCAGGGCGGAGCGUGUCCAAGGGUGUGCAUGGACAUGACCUCCGCAGACGUUCAGUGCGCCACCUCCUGUUACGACGGCUGCUACUGCGCCCUGGGGUUCUAUCUGUUCAACAGCAGCUGUGUUCCUCUGGCGCAGUGCCCUUGUUACCACCAGGGGGAGAUGCACCCAGCAGGAGCCACCCUGCCUGCUGAUGCCUGUAACAACUGCACCUGCACUGAUGGAGAAAUGGAGUGUGGGUCUACUCCGUGCCCAGUGGACUGUGGUUGGAGCAGCUGGACGCAGUGGAGCGCAUGCACUCGGACGUGCGAUGUGGGUAUCAGACGGCGGUACCGCUCCGGAACCGAUCCUCCUCCAGCCUUCGGAGGCCGUCCCUGCAAAGGAGAGGGAGUCGGGGUCGAUACCUGCAGCGUCGAGCCCUGUCUGGGUAUCAGAGAACCGUGGAGCUCGUGGUCGGAGUGCUCUGUGACGUGCGGAGGAGGUUACCGGACCCGGACCCGCGGGCCAAUCAGGACCCACGGCACAGCCCAGCAGUUCAGCUCCUGUAACCUGCAGCCGUGUGGUGGAGGCAGGACUUGUCCUCCAGGCCAGCAGUGGACACAGUGUGUGGUGGGACCUGUGAGCUGCACUGACCUCACUCUGAACCUGAGCAGGAACUGCACUCCAGGCUGCCAGUGUCCACAUGGGACUGUCCUGCAGGAUGGUAAGUGUGUGCUUCAAUCAGACUGUCCCUGUGAUGCCGAUAUAGAGCCAUACAAACCCGGAGACACUGUGCCCAACAAAUGCAAGAACUGUACCUGUGAAAGAGGAAGGCUCGUAAACUGCUCUCGGAUCAGCUGCAACGUGGACGGCCAGUGGUCAUCAUGGACUCCCUGGAGUCAGUGCUCAGUGUCAUGUGGAGCGGGUCUCCAGUCUCGGUACCGGUUCUGCUCCAGUCCCCAGCAGUCAGGCAGUGGACUCCCGUGUCUUGGUCCUCACCGCGAGGAUCAAGUCUGCAUCAUGCCCCUGUGUGACCUUGACGGGGCCUGGAGUCGCUGGAGUGACUGGACGGACUGCUCCAAGUCAUGCGGUGGAGGGAUCCAGAGCCGGAGGAGACUCUGUGACUCCCCCAGUCCUGAGGGGGCCGGAAGCUACUGCGAGGGGCCUGGAACAGAUGUCAGAGCCUGUAACACCGACCACUGUCCAGUGCCGCCUUGCUCCAAGGUCCCAGGAACGGUCUUCAGCAGCUGUGGGCCGUCCUGCCCUCGAUCCUGUGACGACCUGGCACACUGUGAGUGGCACUGUGAGCCGGGGUGCUACUGCACCGAGGGGAAGGUCCUCUCAGCCAAUGGGACGGUCUGCGUGGCGAGGGACGGCUGUCCCUGCUUGGACAUAAACACUGGGCGUCGUGUGGAGCCAGGAGAGUCCACUCAGGCCCCUGAUGGCUGCAACAACUGCACAUGUCAGGGUGGAGAGUUCAACUGCACCACCGAGCCAUGUCCAGUGUCGGGUGGGUGGUGUGAGUGGUCAGAGUGGACUCCCUGCUCCAGAACCUGUGGGGCGGAGUCAGUGUCCCGCUACAGGAGCUGCAACUGUCCUGAGCCUAAAGCUGGGGGAGACCUCUGUCCCGGAGAACAGGAAACGCACAACGGGAUCGGAGCACAAAUACAGAGACGGCCCUGCCCUGUCGUCACAUUCUGCCCAAUUCAUGGCUCCUGGAGUUCCUGGUCUGCCUGGUCAGAGUGUGAUGAAUGUGCCGGCUCCUCCAUUCGUACCAGACAGUGUAACAGUCCCCCUGUCAGGUUUGGUGGCCUCCCCUGUCUGGGCGAGAGCCGGCAGAGCCGCAGAUGUCACGACAACGCCACUGUCUGCUCAGACUGCGGUGGUGGUCAGGAGGAAUGGCCGUGUGGGAAGCCUUGCGCUCGCUCCUGUUCAGAUCUCCACGGCGACACGGACUGCUUGGACUCCCCCCGGUGCAUCCGGACCUGCGGUUGUCCGGACGACAUGCUGCUGCAGGACGAAGUGUGUGUGGCAAGACAGGAGUGCCGCUGCAAAUACCACAACGGCUCAGCUACCGAUGGUUUGGGUUCCAGGAACGUAUCCUGGGUGUGGCCUGGUGGAUAUGACUGGCAGUUUGCAAAUCCAGGGGAUAUCAUCAUCAGUGACUGUAAAAACUGCUCGUGUGAGGGUGGCGUUUUGCAGUGCCAGUCUGUCCCCGGUUGCCAUGUGGAUGGGGGCUGGGGCCAAUGGGGAGCCUGGACCGAGUGCUCUGUUCCUUGUGGCAGAGGCGUGACGUUCAGGAGGCGUCUGUGCGAUAACCCGGCCCCUCAGGCCGGCGGCAGAGGCUGUCUGGGUGCAGCAGAGCAGAAGAAGGACUGCAACAUGCAAAUGUGCACAGACUCGGUGGGCCCUUGGCUGCUCUGGUCUCAGUGGUCUUCUUGCUCGGUGAGCUGCGGCGGAGGGCAGCAGUCCCGUUCUCGUACCUGCACCUCUCCACCUUGCCACGGUGUCAGUCGCCAGAGCAAAAUGUGCAACACACAGGUCUGCCUCGAUGUGGGCUGCCCCCCCGGUAAGCUGUACAGGGAGUGUGAGCGUGGAGAGGGCUGUCCCUUCAGCUGCGCUCAGGUCAGUGGCAGAGAGGGCUGCUACUCUGACAGCUGUGAGGAAGGCUGCCACUGCCCCCCGCACACCUACCAGCACCAUGGAACGUGUACACCGGAGUGUCCGUGUCUGGUGGAUAGAGAGUUCCUGGCCCGCUUGCAGAGCGUGUCUGUCACAUCCGUAUCAUCUCUGCUCUCCAACAACGUCUCAGAAGGGUCGGAGCUCAUGUCUGGAGAUGCACUGACGCAUGACUGCAGCACCUGCGGCUGUGAGCAUGGCAGGUGGAACUGUUCCCUGGAGCUCUGCCCCGUCCACGGCGGGUUGUCACCCUGGGGCCCCUGGAGCCCCUGCUCGCUCUCCUGUGGAGGUCUGGGAGUGAAGACUCGCUCCAGGGCCUGCACAGAGCCGGCUCCGGCCCACGGUGGGAGAGACUGUCAGGGGCUCCGCAAGGAGACCACCUAUUGCCAGGCCCCGGAUUGUCCAGCCACUGUUGUUCCAACAGUGGAACCAACUAUUCCAGAGGAGGAUUCCGGCUUCUCUCCGUGGUCGCUGUGGAGCUCCUGCACCAAAACCUGCACCGAUGUUCAGACCCCUGCUGUAAAGUCUCGUCAUCGACUGUGUGCCAAACCUCCCUGCUCUGGAAGCGCUCACCAGGAGAAGGCGUGCAACCUGCCCCAGUGUCCAGGAGAGGUGUGUGUAGGAGCCACCUGCCCUCCAAGGAACUGCUCCUGGAUGGAGUGGGGGCUGUGGGGGUCCUGCUCUCGGUCUUGUGGUGUGGGUCACCAGGAGAGGAUUCGAACCUUCCUCCAGCCUGCCGGCAACGGUUCCUGGUGUGAGGACAUUGUUGGAGGGAACCUGGACCAUCGCUUCUGUAACAUCCGGCCCUGCAGAGUGAAUGGAGGCUGGUCCAGGUGGAGUCCCUGGUCCCGCUGCGACCAGCGCUGCGGUGGCGGCCGCUCCAUCCGCACCCGUUCCUGCUCCAGCCCCCCACCCAAGAACGGGGGCAGGAAGUGCGUCGGGGAGAAGAACCAGGUCAAGCCGUGUAACACCAAACCUUGUGAUGAUGGAGGCUGUCCGAUGGGCCAGGAGUUUGUGUCGUGUGCCAACCAGUGUCCUCAACGCUGCUCAGAUCUCCAGCAGGGCAUCGAGUGCCAGGGCAGCGCUGAAUGUCAGCCUGGCUGUCGCUGCCCUCAAGGUCGGUUGCAGCAGGACGGUGUGUGUGUGGAGCUGUGGCAGUGCGACUGCGUGGACUCGCUGGGCGAUGUGUGGGCAGCAGGCAGCUGGCACCGGGUGGACUGCAACAACUGCAGCUGCUCUGACGGCCGGCUGCUCUGCACCAAUCACAGCUGCCCGCCCGUCUGCGCGUGGAGCUCGUGGUCCAGCUGGGCAGCCUGCAGCACUUCCUGUGGGCAGGGCCAGAGAACCAGAUACAGAUCCCGGGUCCCAGAGACCGAAGGAGUAGACUGCAACUUUGAGGAGGUUCAGCACAAACCGUGCAACCCUGGACUCUGCCCCCCUCUCUGCCUACACGAGGAACAGGAACUCAGAGUGGGAGACACCUGGCUGCAGGGAGAGUGUCAGCAAUGCAUUUGUACCCCAGAGGGAAUCUACUGCCAAGACAUCGACUGCAGAGUUGACGGUGCCUGGACGCCCUGGUCAGUGUGGUCCGACUGCUCAGCGACCUGCAGCCAGGGGACGCGGGUCAGAACCCGAGCCUGCAUCAACCCCCCGCCACGAAACAACGGCUCUCACUGCAGCGGAGCGGCCAGAGAAACGCAGCACUGUCAGACGCCGCCGUGUCUGGAUGACCUUUGCCCAUGGUCGCCAUGGUCACCGUGCUCCAGGAGCUGCGGCGCCGGGUCGGUGUGGCGACGCAGGGCGUGUGUGUGUGAGGAGGGAGGCGACGCAGCGUGCCCCCCUGAGGCCGAGGCCCUGAGGAACAGAGAGGAGACCCAGCUGUGUUACCAGCGACCGUGUCCCGAAUGUCCCAUGUCCGCGUGGAGCGUUUGGUCUCGUUGCUCGUGCGAGUCUCAGAGGCAGCAGCGAUACCGCGUAGCGCUCACCUCGGCCGCCGGGGGGCAGCAGUGCACUCCCGUAGAAACCCAGAGCCAGGCGUGCAGCCUCAGUCAGUGUGACGGCUGCGAAGCCCCGUUUGUUCACUCUGCAUGCGGAGCGCCGUGUGAGAAGCAGUGCGCUCUGAUGGGCAGAGAAGAUCUUUGUCUGGGGGUCAGAGAGUGCACACCUGGCUGCUACUGCCCUCAGGGCCUGCUGCAGCAGAACGGCAGCUGCGUUCCUCUGCAGCAGUGUGGCUGCAUGUUUCUGUGGCCCCAGGCUUCAGAGGAACCUCCCACACCCACUGUUGUCCCUCAAGGGGCCACGGUCACUGUAGACUGCAGCACCUGCCUGUGCCAUGAUGGGACUUUACAUUGUGACAUGAGAGAGUGUGAAGUGGUCCUCAGUGAGUGGUCCCAGUGGACCCCCUGCUCUCCCUGCAUGCCCCUGGCCUCCCUGCAGCUUGCUCCGUCCCUGGAGGCGCUCGUCAACGGCACCAACCUGGCCUCCGUCCAGAGACGUUUCCGGGCCUGCCUGGACAUCGAUUCGGGUCUCCCUAUCAAGAGAGAGGAGGAGAGCCGAUGUCUGGGGCCCCUGGUGGAGGACAGGCUCUGUCCAGAUGCUGCCGUCUGCAGAGAUCUGUGCCACUGGAGUGUGUGGAGUGUUUGGACAGCGUGCGCACAACCGUGCAGCGGCGGAGUCAGGCAGCGCUACAGGCGACCCCUGGCCUCCCCGGCGGGGCCCCACUGCAGGAGCCAGCAGACGCAGAGCCAGAGCUGUAACACUGGACUCUGUCCAGGUGAGCGCUGUGAGGACAGGCAGCGGAUCUACCAGGAGAACUGUGCUAAUCGCUGUCCUCGCAGCUGUGCAGACUUGUGGGAGCAUGUGCAAUGUCUGCAAGGCAGCUGUCACUCAGGCUGUCGAUGUCCUGAUGGCCAGUUGCUGCAGGACGGCCGCUGUGUCCCGGUGAGCCAGUGUCGCUGUGGAAUCCCAUCAGCCAAUGGGACUGCAGAGUUCAGCCCUGAAGAGGAGCUUGUUAUUGAAUGCAACACUUGUGUGUGUGAGAACGGCACUCUGGUGUGCACCGCGAUUCCCUGUCCGGUUUAUCAACCUUGGAGCCCGUGGAGCUCCUGCUCCGUGUCCUGUGGACCCGGACAAAGAACCAGGACACGGAGCUGCCAGGACGCACAGGGCGGUCCCCCCUGUGCUGCCACCAGCCAAACUGAGAACUGCCAUCUGCCAUCCUGUCCAGAGGGCUGUUUGUUAAGUGAGUGGUCAUCCUGGAGCGAAUGCAGCAGCACGUGUGGCGGAGGAGUGUCAACACGGAACAAGACGAUCCUUCAAGAAGCAGAGCCUGGUGGGGCGGUGUGUGUUGGUCCACUCAAACAGCAGACUGUCUGUAACACCAACAGCUGCUUACCUGAGUGUCCCAACAGCCAGGUUUACAGCAACUGUUCAGCUUCUUGUCCUUUCACAUGUGAGGACCUGUGGCCACACACCGAGUGCUUGCCUGCACCCUGUACCUCCGGCUGUUCUUGUCCUCCUGGACAGGUGUUGUAUGAGGGCUCCUGUGUGCCUCACGCAGACUGUCCCUGUUCGUCACUCUCUUUGCCACCUGAAUACCAAAGCUGGAACACAAGCGGCGAGGGCUUUACGGAGGUUCUGCUGCAGCCUGGAACAGUUAUUCAGCACCGCUGCAACACAUGUGUUUGUCAAAGCGGAGCAUUCAGCUGCACCUCAGAGAGCUGCGAAGUGGCCUGCCAGUGGUCCAGCUGGUCGCCAUGGAGUCCAUGCUCGGCCAGCUGUGGUACCGGCCAGCAAAGCUCCACCAGACGGGUUCUGCAGCCCAGCCUGUACGGCGGAGCCCCGUGUGACGGACUGAACAUCAGGAGUAUGGCCUGCGAAGCUCCUGACUGCGCGUGUCCCAACGGGGAGCGGUGGAGGCGGAGCCGCCUGGAGGAGGAGGAGGCCCCGCCGUGUGAGAGGAGCUGUGGGGACAUUUACUCCACACCCCCCACCGCCUGCGGCCGCUCGGCCGGGGGCUGCGUGUGUGUGGAGGGACUGUACCGAAACCCGGCGGGCGCCUGUGUCAUCCCCGCCCUCUGCCCCUGCCACGACCAGGGCGUCCUGCGAGAGGCGGGGUCGGAGUGGGAAGAGGGCUGUCUUUCAUGCAGCUGUGUGAACGGGAGGACGCUGUGCCAGGUGAAGUGUCCUCCACUUUACUGCGAAGAGGGGGAAGUGAAAGUGGAGGAGCCAGGCAGCUGCUGUCCAGUCUGCAGAAAACAGUUCCCAGGUGAGCCUGAGGCGGAGUGCAGGCGCUACAUCCAGGUCCGGAACAUCACCAAGGGAGACUGUCGGCUUGACAACGUGGAGGUCAGCUUCUGCAGGGGACGCUGUCUGUCCUGGACUGAUGUCAUCAUGGAGGAGCCCCACCUCCGCUCAGAGUGCGAGUGCUGCAGCUACAAGCUGGACCUGGUGAAACCGGUCCGCUUCCUUAACCUGCAGUGUGCGAGCGGAGAAAGUGAGCAGGUCUUCCUACCAGUCAUUACCAGCUGCGAGUGCACCAGCUGCCACGGAGGCGACAUAUCCAGACGCUGAGUUGAGUUUGUGGCUCGAGUGUGUGCUUGUGCGCGUGAAUGAGUGUGUGUCACAUAGAGUGGGAACAGUCUGAACCCCAUGCUGAGCGAAGCAGCAUUCUGACAGCCAGCUCUGUGAUAAAUGGAUGUUUCCAGGACGAGCAGAUGGAUGGACAGACGAGCGGCUCUUGAAGGACUCACUGCGCCGCGUAGUUUCAGUCGUAGUUUCAGGUUCUUGCUCUGCAGCUUCUUCUGCCUGUACAGUCUUUUCUACUGUGUGUUUAUAGUUUGAUCCAAGUUUGACCUGUUUACGCAUUAAGAGAUGUUUAUGAUUUCCUUAUGUCUGCUGUCAGUCUUCUUGUUUCCAACUGUUGAGCUUAUCAAUAAAAAAUGUUUAUUCUGGA